AUGAACAAAUUGUCGCGACGAGAAGAUGGGAGGAGGAGCGUUCCUGUUUCGCGUCUCACGAGCUCUCUGAUCGCACACACGAGAAGGUCGCAUACCGUCGUAGGGUUUCAUGAUCAGCGCCAGGAAGGAGCGCUUCAGUUUCGUGAGGUCGAUUACGCGAAGCAAAUGCGGGAGCUGCUGGAGCGGAGCAACAGGAUGCACGAGCUUACUGAGGAGUACGAGCUGAGAAAGCAGAAAGAAAAGCCAGCUGGGAUAGACGAGUAUGAGACAAGAGUCGCCAAGGAGUGUGAUGAGAUGUUCUCUCGGUACACCUUCCUUGACCCUGGCUCCUUGUCUGCCGCAGCUCAGGAUGUGUGUCAGUCAACGACUGCAGAAUAUCGAUGUGCAAGCAACGGCAGCAGCUUCGCCAGAACAAGUUUGUCGACGACGAGCUUUGACGAGAUGUCAAGCUUGAUGCAGAUGGCGAAGUACGAAACAUUGAGAGCGAGGGCAAGAAGGAACUCAGAGACUUUGAGGUCAAGACGUGAUUGGCAAGGCAGCGAAAAGGAACUGCCGCAGGUUCACUUCGGGACCAGCUUGAGCUUCAAGAAGCACAGGGAGCAAGUGAAUCCUAACGGCAUGAGAGAUCUGCGCGUGGGGAUCGAGGUCGUGAAGGCAUACAGCAUCAUACACAUGCGAUCAGUCAUCAGCUCAAUCACGAGCAAGUCACAAGAAUCGACUCAACACGAUUACGAACGACUGAGAAAGUACCUCGAGAAGGUCAAAAGCGCGACGGUCAUGAAACACUUCACGUUUCUUGGACUCUUCGGAAAGAGGCAGUUUGCAGAGACAAGACACUGCCGUCACAACGACACGGGCAUUCAUGUUGCGAUUGAUAUCAUGAAGAAGAGUGAGCUUGAAGAGAUGCACAUGGCGGACAAGAUUACAAGACAACUGAUGUUGCUCAAAGACCUCAGGCAUCCCAACGUCGUUGAAUUCAUCGGAGUGAUCGACACAAAAAAUCUCCUACUGCAAGUCAUGGAGCCGCUCUAUGGGGAUCAUACGAUCUUGGCGGUUGACUACAUUCACUCCUGCGGGGUCAUUCAUCGAGACGUGAACCCGGCAAACCUGGUGCUGGAUCACCUCGGGCAUCUGAAACUGACGUCCUUCUCCUGCGCUAAGAAGACGUUCGGAAGACGAUGCGGCUCAAUGGUUGGAAGUCCGCAGUAUCAAGCGCCGGAGGUGGGGGAUAGGAUGUUGCCUCUUCCAGUUCGCCACGGGUGA
This is a messenger RNA of Guillardia theta CCMP2712, 1263 nucleotides long. RefSeq lists its product as hypothetical. Gene Ontology annotation, molecular function: ATP binding; protein serine/threonine kinase activity. The transcript is spliced from 16 exons. Lineage: Eukaryota; Cryptophyceae; Pyrenomonadales; Geminigeraceae. Gene Ontology annotation, biological process: peptidyl-serine phosphorylation; intracellular signal transduction. The record is from RefSeq and is a predicted model, not a curated record. The coding region runs from base 1 to 1263 and encodes 420 amino acids.